UUUCCACUCUUUUUUGGUGGACCAGGAUUUGCCUGGAGUUAAUGGGCUUUUCUUACACUGCUGUUCGGUUGUCCCACCUGGGCCUGGGCGUUUCUCUAUUUGCGACGGCCCAAAAAGUUGCCGUCACAAAUUCACGCGCCAGACCAGACCACCACCAGGCGCCACGAUUCAGAAGCGGCGACCCGCCUCGCCUUAUCCGCUGGACCAACGGCAACGGCAAACCUGCUCUCCCGCCUCCGCGCCAGCAGGCAGUAGCCAUGGCUCCGGCCGCGUCGUCCACGUCCGCGUCGCCGCUGUCCCGCCUCCUCCUCCUCCUCAGCCUCCCGAAGCCAGGCGCCGCGAGGCACCCCACCAGCUCCUCCUCCUCUCCCGCGCGGCCUUGCCCGGACGCCGGCCUCGUCCUCCGGCGGCGCGAGGCCGCGGCCGCCGUGCUGUCGACCGCCCUCCUCUCCCGCUUCGUGCUCCCCGCGGCGGCGUCGGCGGCCGCGGAUGGUGGGGGAGAGUGCCCGCUGGAGGUGGCGCCGUCCGGGCUCGCCUUCUGCGACCGCGUCGUCGGCACCGGCGCCGCCGCCCAGGAGGGGCAGCUCAUCAGGGCGCAUUACACGGGGAGGCUGGAGGACGGCACGGUGUUCGACAGCAGCUACAAGCGCGGGAGGCCGCUCACCUUCCGCGUCGGCGUCGGAGAGGUGAUCAAAGGAUGGGAUCAGGGCAUUGUUGGCGGCGAAGGGAUUCCGCCAAUGCUUGCUGGGGGUAAGCGGACGCUGAAGCUGCCACCGGCGCUGGCCUACGGCGAGAAGGGGGCCGGGUGCAGAGGGUGGGAGCCCACCUCCUGCGUCAUCCCGCCAAACUCCACGCUCCUCUUCGACGUCGAGUACGUCGGCAGAGCCUCCGGCUGAGGUCAACGGAAACUCUGAACUGAAUGCACGAGGCCAAGAUUCAGUGAUCCAUGCGUAGCUUGUAGACACGAUCGUAGCUGCCCGGGCUUUGAGAGGGGUUAUUUUUCUUCUCGUGUGAUUGCUGUCCCUGUGUGUUAAAGAGAGCGAUAUUUAGAUUGCCACAGACACGAGUCUGUAUAAAAAAUAUAUUUUUUGUAUAUGGGUAGCGAGACAUCAGACAUUCUUGGUGAAGUUUAUUAGCACAUCUCUAUCUCUCAGAAUAAAAGUGUGUUGAUUUUUUUAUGUCAA
Messenger RNA from Sorghum bicolor (sorghum), 1184 nucleotides. Its product is annotated as photosynthetic NDH subunit of lumenal location 4, chloroplastic. The transcript is spliced from 4 exons. Lineage: Eukaryota; Viridiplantae; Streptophyta; Magnoliopsida; Poales; Poaceae. The coding region runs from base 42 to 896 and encodes 284 amino acids. Gene Ontology annotation, cellular component: chloroplast. The record is from RefSeq and is a predicted model, not a curated record. Gene Ontology annotation, molecular function: peptidyl-prolyl cis-trans isomerase activity.